AUUCACGAGAUUCUCGCUUCCAGCUUGGACUCUCCCCCCACCUGGCUUGAUACAUUCUUAUCAGCCCUGUCUUCGAUUGGCGUGCGCGUCGCUCGGUUUGUCCCUCGCCCUCGCCGUUUCUGGACCUCGUUCCUCGGUAGUCACUCGUCGGCGUUCAGGCGAAGCGGUUCUUGUGUCUCGUCCUCGGUCGGCUUCCUCUUCUUGUCAUCCGCAUCAAAGAACGGUGUCCUUGAGCGCGUCAUGGCAUCCGUAUGCAUAAUCGGUUCUGGUAACUGGGGCUCGGCUAUCGCAAAGAUAGUCGGCGCGAAUGCGAAAAAGCAGAGUAGCUUCGACGAUCGCGUCACCAUGUAUGUUUACGAGGAAAUUAUCAAUGGGAAGAAGUUAACAGAGAUCAUUAACGAGACACAUGAGAAUGUCAAAUAUCUUCCGGGACAUAAAAUUCCUGAAAAUGUGUCUGGCUCCAAAAUACAAAAUGUAAAUGAAUCAGUACAAAAUUGA
Messenger RNA from Formica exsecta, 498 nucleotides. RefSeq names its product glycerol-3-phosphate dehydrogenase [NAD(+)] 1, chloroplastic-like. Gene Ontology annotation, molecular function: oxidoreductase activity, acting on the CH-OH group of donors, NAD or NADP as acceptor; NAD binding. The record is from RefSeq and is a predicted model, not a curated record. Gene Ontology annotation, biological process: glycerol-3-phosphate catabolic process. Lineage: Eukaryota; Metazoa; Arthropoda; Insecta; Hymenoptera; Formicidae. Gene Ontology annotation, cellular component: cytosol.